Messenger RNA from Paramecium octaurelia, 439 nucleotides. NCBI's taxonomy places the organism in Eukaryota, Ciliophora, Oligohymenophorea, Peniculida, Parameciidae. The record is from the annotation of a GenBank genome assembly.
GAGGUACCAUUAAGAUUGGGAAGUGGAUUGAAUUGGAUGAAGAAUUUUGGUAUGAAAAAUAAGUAACUUAUGACGGCGAAUAUCAAAAUGGUAAAAAAGUUGGUCAUUGGAAUACAUUAUAUCAAAGAAAAUAAAUGUAAAAAAAUAUUGUUUAAGGUUUUUUAAAUUUUUAAAACUGUAAGUGGUGGCGGGAUGUAUGAAGGAGGCAACAAAUUUGGGAAGUGGAUUGAAUUAGAUUAGAGAUUUUAUCAUGAAAAUUAAGUAAUUUAUAAUUGUGAAUACAAAAAUGGAUAAAAAUUUGGUAGAUGGAACACUAAAUAUAUGAUAACCUCUAGCGAUGCUUUCUUAUUAAUGUAAAAGAUAUUUUUAAAGAAUGCAUUUAUCAAUAUAUAAGUGGUUGCGGAUCAUAUUGCGAAGGAGGUAAUUGUAUGAAAGUUGG